This is a messenger RNA of Colossoma macropomum (tambaqui), 3104 nucleotides long. RefSeq names its product 5-beta-cholestane-3-alpha,7-alpha-diol 12-alpha-hydroxylase-like. Gene Ontology annotation, molecular function: sterol 12-alpha-hydroxylase activity; iron ion binding; heme binding. The transcript has a single exon. Bases 123 to 1658 code for a protein of 511 amino acids. NCBI's taxonomy places the organism in Eukaryota, Metazoa, Chordata, Actinopteri, Characiformes, Serrasalmidae. The record is from RefSeq and is a predicted model, not a curated record.
AAGGCAAUUUAAAAAAAAGGUCCAGGUUACAAUAAGCAGAGGGGAGGAGCCUGAGCUUAGGUAUAAUCAGAUACAAGUUGGGAGCAACGAUCAGAGUGGCACUGGAGAAACAGGAGAGAACGAUGGGCUUCCUGCUGCACAUUCUGCUUGCUCUGUUUGUAUCUCUGCUAGGGGGGCUUUAUCUCCUGGGAGCUUUCCGCCGGCGAAGACCAGGGGAACCCCCGCUGGAUAAAGGCCCUCUGCCCUGGCUGGGACACGUGCUGGAGUUCAGGAGAGACACGGCAAAGUUCCUGGAGAGAAUGAAGAAAAAACACGGGGACAUUUUCACAGUGCAGCUAGGAGGGUUUUACUUCACUUUCCUGACGGACCCACAUUCCUUCGGUUCGGUGAUCAAAGAGGCACGUGCAAAUCUAGACUUCACUGAGUUUGCAGAGCAUCUGGUCAAGCAAGUGUUUGGUUACCAUCCUCUAGAGAAUGACCACAAGUAUAUCCAGACCUCCAGCAACAAGCAUCUGAUGGGCGAUGGGUUGGUUGUAAUGACUCAGGCUAUGAUGAACAACCUCCAGAACCUCAUGCUGCACAGCAUUGGCUCCAGUGACAAUGGCAAACCAUGGCAGGAGGCCGGGCUCUUCUAUUACUGCUACAACAUCGUGUUUCGCGCUGGUUACUUAGCGCUGUUUGGAAACGAGACUGCAAAAACUUCAGGAUGUUUGGAGAAAGCCAAGGAAACUGACCGAAAUCACUCGGAUGAACUCUUCCAUGAGUUCCGGAAGUAUGACCAGCUCUUUCCCAAACUGGCAUACGGGGUGCUGGGGCCCUCGGAGAAGAUGGAGGCUGAGCGGCUGAAGAGGCUCUUCUGGAACAUGCUGUCAGUGCAGAAGGUCAAUUCCAAGGAGAACAUAAGCGGUUGGGUAAUGGAGUCGCAGCAGGUACGGGCCGAACAAGGCAUGGACGAAAACAUGCUGGACAGAUACAUGUUCCUUCUCCUGUGGGCAUCCCAGGGAAACACGGGUCCUGCCAGUUUCUGGCUGCUCCUGUUCCUCAUGAAGCACCCUGAUGCUAUGAAAGCUAUCAGAAAUGAGGUGGAGGAGGUUCUCCGGGAAACGGGGCAAGAAGUGAAGCAUGGUGGGCCAUUGAUCAAUCUGACCAGAGACAUGCUGCUCAAAACCCCCAUUCUGGACAGCGCAGUGGAGGAGAGCCUUCGUAUGACAGCUGCCCCCGUCCUCACCAGGGCAGUCUUGCAGGACAUGACACUAAAAAUGGCCGACCGGCAGCAGUACAACAUCCGCAAGGGUGACAGAGUGGCCCUGUUUCCAUACACCGCUGUGCAAAUGGACCCAGAGGUGCACCCUGAUCCACAUACCUUCAAGUACGAUCGCUUCCUCUCCUCUGAGGGUGGCAAAAAGACCGAGUUCUACAAAGGUGGAAAGAAGCUGAAGUAUUACACCAUGCCUUGGGGUGCUGGGUCCACCAUGUGUCCUGGAAGAUUCUUUGCCACAAACGAGCUGAAACAGUUUGUGUUUCUUUUGCUCACAUAUUUUGACUUUGAGCUGAAAAACUCAGAUGAGAAGAUUCCAGAUAUUGACACCAAGCGAUGGGGAUUUGGAACCAUGCAACCAACCCGGGACAUCCAGUUCAGAUACAGGCUCAGGUUUUAGGUUCACUCCUUAAAAAAGGUGCCACAAAGAGUUUUUUGAGAGAUGGCAUACAAGAACCACUUUGCAUUCCUAUUGGAGGUUCUUUAAACUUUUCAAGAAAGGUUCAUGUGGGAACCAAGAGUGGUUCUUCCAUGGCAUUGUGCAAAAAACCCUUCUUUGGAGGCUUUAUUUUUAAGUGUAUUGAAUAACAGCUUGCUUGUGCAAUGUUUCACUAAGCACUUAGCACCACUUAGCUCAUUUAACUCUUUACCUUGCAUGAUUAAUGAUUUUUUGUUUGAUUAGAAAAUGAGCAUAAGUUUCCCUAAUUGAUAUUUCCCUAAUUGAUCCCUAAUAAGACUAAAAUAGGAUCUCAAGCGAAUGGAAAAAAUGAACUGAUUGCAUUCACAAUGCAUGCGUUUGUGCUUUCUUAUCACAAAAUAUUUUCAUAUUCCAAACAAAAAGCCUGGGUAUAAACAUGGUUAAAAAAUUUUUUAAAGUUGUGAUAAAUUCUGUUCAUAAAAUGUGCUCCAAGAUGUGACAUUUGUGACUCCAUCAUAGCUUUCCAGUACAUCAAUAAACUUGCCAAAGAAAAAGAAUGUGGUGAAAGCUUUUUUAAAAUUAAGUCACUUACAAAUAUGUAUCUGAGAGUUUUUAUGGUAGGAAUCUAAGACCCCAUGGGACUGAAAUAAGAUCAUUGCAAAGGAAAAGAUGAGCUGACUGCAUUCACAGUGUAUGUAUGUGUGUUUUCCUAUGACUGAAAUAUUGUGAUAUUCCAAAGUGAUUGCACAUUUCUUUGAAAAAGAGAAAAGGCCUGGUUAUAAACAUAGAGAAAAUAUAAUUAAAGUACUGGACAUUAAAUCCACUCAUACAGUGAGUUCAAAAUUCAAAGUCUAUCCACAUUAUUUAGGGCACUAUAGGACAACCAGCAGGCGCAGUUUUUGUGACCUUUGGUUUGAGCAGAAGGUUGUCGGUAUAUGACCUCAAGCAGCCUAACAAACACUAAUGACAGCACAAGGUCAUAACUGAGAGUCUUUAUCUAAGGGAAGCACAAUCAGAAAGUCUGAGGAAACGCCCACACCACCACACCAUACCAUGUUGAUAUCUGUCCAGUGUAAUCUUAUCAGCUUUUGCUUUACAGCUCUCAGUUUAGUCAACCAGGAUCAAUUACAUUAAUGCUUAAGACAAUAAACGCAGUUCAUCUGUACACAAAUCUUACUACAGUUUAUCUGUACAUUUUAUUGUGGAAACUGAUCAGUUAAAUAUGGGUAAGAGUGAAAUCCUUUAUUCAAGUAAAUCACUGUAAAAGGUUUAUUGUUAAAAUAAACAGGUAGCCACUAAGCUAUGAUAAAAUUACUGUAAUUUUUCGGAUACUGUAAAAUUAAUUACGGUACAAUUCAAAGUGCUGUAUUACAGCUAAUUAUAGCAAUUUCUUCAUGUUGUAUAAUAAAGUACAAUAUUUUUAAGUCA